Patiria miniata (bat star) is the source of this 3395-nucleotide messenger RNA. RefSeq lists its product as uncharacterized. The coding region runs from base 1 to 2433 and encodes 810 amino acids. NCBI's taxonomy places the organism in Eukaryota, Metazoa, Echinodermata, Asteroidea, Valvatida, Asterinidae. The transcript is spliced from 2 exons. The record is from RefSeq and is a predicted model, not a curated record.
AUGUCAUCAAUCAGUUCAUGUGGAAGCACGGCCUCUUCCAAAGCAAGAGCAUCAGCCAAGAAAGCAGCAUUGAAGGUUCGUUUGCAAAGACUUGCUGAGAUGGAACAACUUGAGCAGGCAGAGCUUAAGUUGAAACAACAGAAGUGUCGUUUCGAGCAAGAAACUGCACUUGCAGAGGCAGAAGCUGAAGAACAGGUCUAUGAAUCUUUAGAAGCCGAUCCACUUGAUGAUGCGACCUCGGAAAUCAAACAAGCAGCUUCUCCGCCAUUGUUAAGCGAUCCAUGGUGGUCAGGUCAACCAUUACAAAGUUCAAACCUUUUUGAUACACCCCCUGAGGAGAUCAAUCGCACCCUGCCACCCCCAGUAGUGCCCAUCACCUCAAGCUCUUUGGCCGUUACUCACUCGAACCCACAACCGUCUCCUGCCAUCCAGCUGGCCGAUCCCACCUCACAGCCAUUUCCUGUCAGUCAACCAUCCAGUUUCAAGCCAGAAACAUCUGCUGUCCACCAGCCAGUCCAUCCAAACCAACAACCAUCUCCAGUCAUCCAGCCGGCUGAUCCCACCCUACAAGCAUCUCCUGUCAACCGGCCAGCCCAUCUCAACCCACAAUCGCCUCCUGUCAGUCAGUCAGUUGAUUCCAACUUGACACCCUCCCCUGUGAGUCAACCAGUCCAUCCCAGCCCUCAGGCCUCUCCUUUCAGUGCCAACCAACGCCUUCAACAGCAACCGGUUAACAUAAUGUCUGAGAUGGGAAACAUUAUGUUCAGAAAGGAGUUGUUAGCCUUGAGCCUUCGAGGCUUCAACGAUUCUACACCCAUGUACAGAACCUGGAAGGCUUCGAUUGUCAGUUCAGUUAAGGAACUGAACAUACCUCCUUCACAAGAACUGAAUCUUGUCAUGAAGUGGUUGGGGAACGACUCAAGAAAACUGGUGGAACCACUGUACUCGGUGUACAUUGACCAACCUGCAGAGGCAUUAAAGCAAAUUUGGAGUUUGCUGGAUGAUACGUAUGGCUCCCCAGAGGCCAUUGAAUCGAAUGUCAUGACACGUCUACAGGAGUUUCCAAAGCUUUCAGCAAAGGAAUCUAGUAAACUUCUCCAGCUUGACCACUUGCUCCUAGAAGUUUUGCACCUCAAGAAAUCGGGGAAGUACCCUGGACUAGCGAGUUUAGACUCCGCACAUGGCAUUAACCCCAUAGUUCAAAAGCUACCACCAGGACUCCAAGACAAGUGGAUGAAACAUGGAUCAAAAUACAAGAGUUCCAAUGCCAGGUUAUUCCCACCCUUUGAAGUGUUCCAUGGUUUCAUUCAUUCAGAAGCAAAGAUGCGAAAUGACCCAAGUUUUCUGGUGUGUCGACCCUGUACAGCAUCGGAGUCUAAUGUCACUAGCGACAAGGUGAAGUCUAUCAAGCCAGUCAGUGUUUGGAAGACAGAAGUCAUCAACGCUACCAACCCUAGAGAAGAAGACUUGCAGAUGUGUGUUCUGCAUAACUCACAACACCCACUACAUGAGUGCCGGUUCUUCCGAAAGAAACCCCUACUGGAACGCAAACAGCUGUUGAAAGAGUUGGGGGUGUGUUACAAGUGUUGUAUGACCUGGAAGCAUGUCGCCAGAAACUGCAAAAACCCCAUCAAAUGUGAAGACUGCGGCAGUGAUAGACAUGUCACCGCCCUGCACAUCCGCAUACCUCCACGACUAUCUCAAGAACAGAGUGGUAGCAAAGGCGCAGACAUUCAGGCAGGAUCAUCAACUGAGAUUACCAACGCAUGCACGGAUCUGUGCAGCUCCUUUCCUCGUGGAAAGUCCUGUGCAAAGAUUUGCAAGGUGGAAGUGUACAGAGAAGAUCAGCAAGAGCAGACCGUUCCAGCAUAUGCAGUAAUUGACGACCAAAGCAACACCACCCUAGCAAAAGGUGAACUCUUUGACCUUCUUGGGAUAUCUUCUCCACCCACGACCUACGCAAUGAAAACGUGUGCUGGCUCAAUCGAGGUCACAGGACGUGACACAACUAAGCUGUGGAUCAAAUCGACAGAUGGUCGAACAUGUAUCAAGUUGCCCUCCGUGAGAGAGUGCGUUAUGAUUCCGGACAAGUUGGAGGAGAUACCAUCACCAGAAGUUGCUCGACACCAUCUACAUCUCCAACGAAUUGCCAACGAGAUAGAGCCAAUCGAUCCGGCGAUUCCCAUUCUCCUCCUCAUCGGAAGAGAUGUGCUACAAGCGCACAAGGUUAGAGAGCAAAUCAACGGACCUGAUAACGCUCCAUAUGCACAGCGAUUGGACCUAGGAUGGGUCAUUGUUGGCGAUGCUUGCUUGGAUGGACUCCACAAGAAAGUUGGAAUAUCAGUCCACAACACGGGACUUCUGGACAACACGGGACGCCAGAGCACUGUUUUUGAGCCAAGUCGAAGCUCCAGGCAAGUUUGUGACUUUUAAGAACGUAUUCUCAGCCAGCCAACAGUUGUUCCUGACCAUUUUGAUACAAGAGAAGACUCAAAUCAGUCGCUCUAAAGAAGAGGCACAGUUAUGAUGAAAUCCAAAGGCUCAACGAAGUUGGUCAGUGUGCACCUGCCUUCCACAGGAAGAACUUACGUCGCCCAUACCCGAACUUGUGAUGUAGGUUGAGUCUCAAGGGUGUCGGUAAACUGUUAAGUCUAUUGUUUGCGGGCCAGAAUAACGCCCAGUUCCAACCUGAGGGUAGUCCACCCCAAUGAUGGUUUUGUCAUUACACAUUUUCAUUGCCUAUAUUUCAUGUAUUCUAACAGAUUUUGUCAAGUUGUUGUAUUGUUAUCUUUGUACUUACCUUGUAGUUGAAUGAUCCUUGAUAAUUUGGUUAUUUUGUGAUGUUGCGCACAUCACAGGGGGGAGUGUGCUGUUUGCAGUUUGGUUAACUGAGUGACCGUUAGGUAGCAACAGCGCCCUCUUGAGGUUUCGGGCGUUCUGGGCGCCAGCCGCGAGCCGACCAAACACGUCUGUAUUUUUUGUACAAGUUUCCCUCCUGUUUUUUAUCUUUGCAAGGUUGUUAUUCACUAUAUGCGACUUGUCCUCUGAAAAGUUGGCAGUACAGUGUGUAUUUGGAGACACAACAGCUCUGUAAGUCUUUGCAUAUUCCUUUCAGAAGUGUAAUGUUAUUGUCAUUGAGGAUGAAGCGAUUUUUGUGUACUUCAUGUGUCACACUUACAUACAUGUAGAUUUUAUCCAUUCUGGUCUGUUACUCUGUCAUCUACCUGCUAGCUUGUCGUCAUAUUUUGUUUGUAAUGGGAAAUUAUUUCAUAUUAUCCAUGUCAAUCAUUAUAUUAUUUUGUCCUUUGCGCCUUUUUUUAUUGUAAUUUUCCUCAUUUGAUUAUGUUUACAGUUUACCAUGUGUAUGUCAAGGAAUAAAUUUCAAGUCGAACCUA